UUGAUGGGUAGACUAGGGAGGAGAGAACUCUUCAGUCUGUUCUGACGGAGCCGAAGUACAGAAACCAUAUUUACAGGUACAUGUGACAGCGCUGCAGCGAUGAGUGGAAUUUUAAAGGAGAAGUUGGAAGAAAUUGAGGGCUCCGCACCCUGCUCCUCUGUGCAGGAAUCUGAUGAUGAAGUUUUUAGCUGUGACAGUGCCACCAGUGUUGAUAGUGUCUAUCUGUCCACUUCUAAUCAUUUCACUGGAAAAAAUAAGGAGAUAUCAACAGACUGAAAAGAUGUUUUCAGAGGCAUAGAUUCUUCAGGAAGAUACUGGCGUUCAUAAGAUCUCAAGGUACAUGUGACAGCGCUGCAGCGAUGAGUGGAAUUUUAAAGAGGAAGUUUGAAGAAGUUGACGGCUCCUCCCCCUGCUCCUCUGUGCGGGAAUCAGAUGAUGAAGUUUCCAGCAGUGAAAGUGCUGACAGUGGGGACAGUGUCAAUCCAUCCACUUCUAAUCAUUUUCCCCCUUCCUCCAUCCUUAAAAGGGAGAAGCGGCUGAGGACGAAGAAUGUACAUUUCAGUUGUGUCACCGUGUACUACUUCACCAGGAGGCAGGGCUUCACGAGCGUGCCCAGCCAAGGCGGCAGCACCCUGGGCAUGUCUAGCCGUCACAACAGCGUGCGCCAGUACACCCUGGGCGAAUUUGCCAGAGAGCAGGAGAGGCUUCACCGCGAGAUGCUGAGAGAACACCUCAGGGAGGAAAAACUGAAUUCUUUAAAGCUAAAGAUGACGAAGAAUGGCACCGUGGAAUCUGAAGAAGCUAGCACUCUUACAGUGGAUGACAUUUCUGAUGAUGAUAUCGAUUUAGACAACACCGAGGUAGACGAGUACUUCUUUCUCCAACCCCUGCCAACAAAAAAACGGAGAGCACUGCUGCGGGCCUCUGGGGUGAAAAAGAUUGAUGUGGAGGAAAAGCAUGAGCUACGAGCCAUCCGACUAUCUCGAGAGGACUGUGGCUGUGACUGCCGGGUGUUCUGUGAUCCAGAAACGUGUACCUGCAGCCUGGCAGGCAUUAAGUGUCAGGUGGAUCGAAUGUCUUUCCCAUGUGGCUGCACUAAAGAAGGAUGUAGUAACACAGCAGGUAGAAUUGAAUUUAAUCCUAUCCGUGUCCGGACUCACUUUUUGCACACAAUAAUGAAACUUGAACUGGAGAAAAACCGAGAGCAGCAAAUCCCCACGCUGAACGGCUGCCACGGGGAGAUAAGUGCCCACAGUAGUUCCAUGGGCCCUGUGGCUCACUCCGUCGGAUAUUCCAUCGCAGACAAUUUUGAGAUUGAAACGGAACCCCAGGCUGCAGUGCUGCACCUGCAGUCGGCGGAGGAAUUAGAUUGCCAAGGAGAGGAAGAGGAGGACGGUAGCAGCUUCUGCAGCGGAGUCACGGACUCCAGCACCCAAAGCUUGGCCCCCAGCGAGUCAGACGAGGAGGAAGACGAGGACGACGAGGAGGAAGAGGAGGACGACGACGAGAAAGGGGACAGUUUCGUGGAAGCUUUGGGUCCCCAUGCCGAAGGGGUCCCUCUUCCUUCCGUCCUUUGUUACUCCGAUGGCACGGCCGUCCACGAAAGCCACGCGAAAAGCGCUCCCUUUUAUGCCAACUCUUCUACCCUCUAUUACCAAAUAGACAGCCACAUUCCAGGAACUCCCAACCAGAUCCCCGAGAACUACUCGGAAAGAGAGACUGUCAAAAGCGGUGCCCUCUCGCUGGUGCCUUACACCAUGACCCCGGAGCAAUUCGUGGACUAUGCCCGACAAGCGGAAGAGGCGUACGGCGCCUCCCACUACCCAGCUGCCAACCCCUCUGUCAUCGUUUGCUGCUCCUCUUCGGAAAACGACAGCGGUGUGCCCUGCAAUAGCUUAUAUCCCGAACACAGGUCCAAUCAUCCUCAAGUGGAAUUUCACUCAUACUUGAAAGGCCCCUCCCAGGAAGGGUUUGGCUCUGCAUUGAAUGGGGACAGUCACAUUUCAGAGCAUCCUGCUGAAGAUUCUUUGAGCCUCGCAGAAAAGAGCAGAUUGCACGAAGAGUGCAUCAAAUCGCCCGUGGUGGAGACUGUCCCUGUUUAGUAGCUUAAGUUAUUCUUGGACCAACUCUUCUCCUAUGUAAAGCACUGUAUUUAAUUGGAUUUCCUGGGCUCAUCGUGGUUUCAGCUGAGGACCGAGAAAACUUGGACCGUGGUGAAUCUUCCAGACUGUAUUUUGUUUUCUCCCUUCUAGCUACGUGACUGUGCCGUUGCACAAAUGCAGUCUCUAUGAGGGUUUUAAACGAUUUCAGACUGUUUUGAUAGAAAAUGCUAAUUUUAAAAAAGCAUAUCUCACAGUUGCCUACCUGUGAAACUGUGUGAAACCUGCCAAGCUGUGUAGAUCAGAGCUCCAAGUUUUGGAUUAUCGGGCCUGUGCAAGAUUGUUAACUAAGACUGGGAAAUAAUAAGAUUUAGAGUCCUAAUUUUCGAUAUAUCUGAAGAUGAUGGUGACUUUUUAAUGUAAAAGUAAUUAUUGUAAGAAAAAGAUUUAAUUGUUCCAUGCGUAUUUUAUUUAUGGUAGUUAGAAGUCAUGUUUUGAUGAAAACGAACAGCAGCAUGUUCUUUUAAGCUGAAGACACAUAGUUAGUACCACCGAGCAUGCCCACAUGGAUUGCCUCUGGAAUCCAUUCACAUUUUUAUGAUCGUGUCUGAUCAAAUUUGCAAAUACUUUCUUAAGGGUGAAAUAGGCCUAUUUUUGCUAUUUUGGACAAAUAAAUGAGUCUAUAUGUGCAGGUCCUUACACAGUUUUCUCUAAAGUUAACAGUUAGGACAAUCCUCUGGUGAGGGUCUAGUUCAUUGCCCUCCCUCAGUUGACUCCAGAGAUGGAGGUAGAAGGAAUUGCCUUUCUUUUUUAAACAGCAUCAUCUUGGUUCUUAGCUUGGACAGCACCUUCAAACUCUACUCCCCUGCAUCAAAAUGCACUUUAGUGCCCCUUCAUGGUACCUUGUGAGGGGUGGGGACUAAGAACUCUUUGAGAUGAAAAAUUUUAAAAAAACAUUUUUUAAUCUGUAACUAUUAUAAGGUUCAUAUAAUUAAAUAGAGGAAUCACCCAGUGAUACUUUAUGAAGGAAAAAUGACCUGUUUUCCUUCACCACUCUCAAGACCUAACUCGGUAAAAGCAGAGGAGGCCGAGAAAACACGGAAGAGACAGAACCUCAGCAACCAGCCUUUUUCUACAGCGUGAUCAAUCCAUCUCUACACAAUGAGCGUAUAAUGAAAUUUCCAUUUAGUGACUAGCUGAUUGAAGGGGGGGCCUCUACCCAAAUACUCAACUAGGCCUUACUUUUCUGAAGCAUUUUGAUUUCUCUUGCCUGGGACAAUUAGCAGAACAGUCCAGAAUGCAUUGAAUACUUUCUAAUUACCUCAUGUUCUCUUAUUAAAGGGGACAGAUAGAAAUAAAACAUGCACUCCCCACCUUUAGAUUAUCUGCGCUUGGUUCGUCGGAGGACUUCUAAGAUCCCGUUUUCCUGUAAAUUAAUUUAGGGAACCUAUAAAAAAUACGGUUGAGGGGCUUCCCUGGUGACACAGUGGUUAAGAAUCUGCCUGCCAAUGCCAGGGACACGGGUUCAAGCCCUGGUCUGGGAAGAUCCCACAUGACGUGGAGCAACUAAGCCCGUGCACCACAACUACUGAGCCUGCACUCUAGAGCCCGCGAGCCACAACUACUGAGCCCACGUGCCACAACUACUGAAGCCCGCAUGCCUAGAGCCUGUGCUCCGCAACAAGAGAAGCCACCACAGUGAGAAGCCCGCACACCACAGUGAAGAGUGGCCCCUGCUGGCUGCAACUAGAGAAAGCCCGCAUGCAGCAACGAAGACCCAACACAGCCAAAAGUAAACAAAUAAAAUAAAUUUAUUUAAAAAAAAAUAAGGUUGAAAUUUCUAACUUUGUAGCAUAAUUUAUCCAAUUUUGUUUUGCUCUUCCUUUUUAUGUUGGCCACCAAGCUUUCCUCCUUAGCCAUAUAUAAAGUGCCCAUCUUUUAAAAAGAAAUCAAAGAUCUAUAUACCAUUUUGAAAUGAUACUUAAAUAUGAAAGAGAAGGAAGAAAUAAAAUAAAAUCCAAAUCUGAAUUCUCCUGAAGAGGAAAAAUCUAAAUACUUAAACCUAGAAAAUAAAUUGCCUGCGAUUUGUUGGUUUUGUUUUUAAUCUAGUGUUGAUCCUUGGAUGGUUUAACGAUACCCAAAUUAUAUCUGAAUAUAAUGGAUUUUAAAUUUUAGUAGUUGGCAAAGUCAUUUCCUUUGUACCAUAAUCAAAUAGGGUCCACUGCCAAAGGUUACUGUCUGAAUCUUGAUUCAUUAGGCACUAGUCAUGCCAAACGGGUAUCUCAGAAUAGUUUCAUCUUUUCAAAGAUACUCACAAUGGCCAACUGUGUGUGAAUAAUGGAAAGUUUGAGAUUCUUCUGUAUUCUUCAAAUUUUAUAGCCCUGAGACUAGAAGAGAUCUCCAGAGGUCAUCUGGCUCAUCCAUCUACCUCCAGGGAGGACAAUCACUCAGGCAUGCUCUACAGGAUAGACACCCAUCUAUUCUUAACAUCUCUAGGGAAGGCAGUUUCCUUGGCAACACAAUCCAGUCCUCCUAGGUUUUUCUCACAGUACGAAAAUAUCUUGGCCAGUCUUUGUGAGUUAGGCACCUGGCAACAGUUGUGGUGAUUUGGGCCAUUGUACUGGGAGAAUCGGAAAGUUAGGUUUCCCUACCUUUGAUGUUUGUUACAUUUGAUGAUUCCAUAAGUCUCCUAAGAAAUCAGAGUUUUAAAAAUAAAGAUGUGGGUAUUGGGACAGUGUUCAGUAACGUGACCUGCUCUCAACAAAUAUGGCUGUAGUUUUUGUUCGUUCAUUUUUAUUUUCUCUUUUGUUUUACCAUUGCUAUGAUGUCAGGGAAAGUGACUGUUUCAGAUCCCCGGUGACAGACAUCAACACUAGGAUCGAGUGACUCAACUUUUUAACUGUUCAAUUUUCUGAGAAGUUACAAUUACAAAAAGUGAGCAUUUUCCACCUUCUUGCUUCUAAAUAAGUACCUUCUUAUUCAUCUUUCUAUACCCUAAAAAUGACAAAUGAGAAUCUCAAAUUUUUCCACUUUUUCUGGGGAAGUGACUGGUUGUGGCGAGUCUGGUGUGGAAUGAAACGACUCCAGAGAAUUACUCAGCUACCAUUUGAUCCCAGCCUUUGUCCCCAUGUUGUUAAAACAGUGGCUGCUUGCCUUCUCAGGGAUCAGCAAAAUGAUUUAAAUAUUUGUCAUCUUGACAAGGCCUGAAAACGAAAGGAAUCCGGGAGGGUGGUGAUUUUUUCCUGAUUACAUCACUUGACCCAAGCACCCCCUGCAGAGAGCUUCUUCUGUUUGUUCAGAGUUGCCUCCAACUCAGAGUCAGAACUAACCGGAAAAUGAAGAACACCCUCAAAAUCGAUGUUUCCUUUCUCCAUGGGAUUUUUUCCAAUCUAGGUACAGCUGCUUAUGCCCCCCAACUCAGAUGCUCUUGUGAAAUGACAGCCACAUCAGUGCGUGGUUGCUCCCCACAAAUAACAUUAGGGGAAAUAACCUUUUUUGCUUUAAAAAAAAAAAAAAAGCUAUAGAAUGCUUAUGUAAAGAAUGUUGAAUCAUUUGGCCCAUGUUUUAAUUGACUCUAGACACCUCUUUGGAAAUAAGUCCGAGGCGUAGUUUGUGAAACAUGUUUCAAAAGUGUUUGAUGUAAAAUAAACGCUAGACAUUUACAGUACAGAAAUAGUUUAAAAAAAAAAAAAAAACCUGUAGAUUACAACUCCGUUCCUGAGAACCUCAGCCUUUAUCGUGUCUUAGUAAAGUUGAUCUGCUUUCAUUUUAGUUUAUUGCAUUUCUGGUGUAAUAGCCUCUUAAGAUAGAACUAUUAAUACAUAUGUACUGGUUAAUGCCUGUUAAUGCAGAAAAUGCACUUUGUUAUUUCAAUGUGUUUCCCUCAAUGUCACAGGGUAUAACAAUUUGAUAGGAAAAGGUCAUUUGACAUUGGUCAAAAAUGCAUUCUCCCUAUUUAAAAUGUAUAUGUAUAAUUGGUUGCAUAGACAAAUGUCACCUUUUGCAGUAUCUUUAUCUCCAUCAUAGUCUUAGACAUCAACUGUGUGCCCACUUUCCAGCUGCCGUAGAAAUUUGGUACAUUUGCAAAUUCUGGUGAAAUCUAGUGAGCUGAAUGUAAUGGUAGAUCAAAUGAUCCAAAGCACUUGGGUGUUAUCUUUCAGUCUACAUUGAACCAUUCGGACAUUGGGAAUGGUUUUUACACAAGGGAAGUCUUUUGAGAGUAUUUGUGGGGGGGAGGGGGUUGUUUUGUUUUGUUUUGUGUCUUUUGGAUUUCGCUGGCCAAAAAAAAGUAAUCUAAAACCAGUGAGAUCAAUCCGCCGUAACAUUUUCAACAUUGUGAUUGGUUUUAUCUUUUAGUUGAUUCCUAUUAUGAGUUUUACUCAAUUUCAACAGUAUUUCAAUAGAUAUUUUAUUACUGUUAUGUUCAAUAUAAUCAUUUAGAAAGGUUGAAAGGGAAGAGAAUCAAACUACAAUUCAUACAUAACUUCACUUUACACUAAGUUGUCAUGUUCUACGUCACGUAGUUUCUAGAUUGAUUUCUCUUGUGUAUAAGUUACAACAUCAAAGAUGCCAAAGGGUAUAUAAAAUAAGCUACAAUAAUAUUCAACAGAACUUAACCUGGACCUUAUGUUGUAAUAAUUUAUUCAUAUUAGCUGUAGUCUUCUGUAUUUAUAUUUUCAGUAUUUAUUAUGAAUGACAUGGAAAUUCGUGUAUUUAUUGUGGCUUUUUAUUGCAGUGUGUAUAUAUAUAUAUAUCUAUUACAAAUAAGCAUUUUUAAGUCUGAUCCUUAAGUUUCUUUUAUUAGUGGCACUUGUAUUAUGCUGUACUUUUUAUUAUAUAUUGUACAAUAUCUUGUCCAUUUGUUUGCAGCAGAGUAAAACCGGUUUCUAAGUUGUA
Molecule: messenger RNA, 6995 nt
Organism: Globicephala melas (long-finned pilot whale)
Lineage: Eukaryota; Metazoa; Chordata; Mammalia; Artiodactyla; Delphinidae
Gene: CSRNP3
Product: cysteine and serine rich nuclear protein 3
Biological process (GO): regulation of transcription by RNA polymerase II
Cellular component (GO): nucleus
Molecular function (GO): sequence-specific DNA binding; DNA-binding transcription factor activity, RNA polymerase II-specific
Source: RefSeq, a predicted model, not a curated record